Molecule: messenger RNA, 1659 nt
Organism: Thlaspi arvense
Lineage: Eukaryota; Viridiplantae; Streptophyta; Magnoliopsida; Brassicales; Brassicaceae
Source: the annotation of a GenBank genome assembly
AUGUUUAAUGGACGGACGGAGACAGAUGUGGAAGAUGAGGGAGGUGGCGGUGGUGUUCGUUAUCGGCAUUCUUGUUUUGGGGCGAGCUCCAUCAAUGGCGCCACAGAUCCGUCUGAUGCUUCAGCUCUCUCGGUCAUGUUUACCGCACUAAAUUCACCAUCUCAGUUAACCAAAUGGAGUGCAAACCCUGGUGAUCCAUGUGUGGAGUCUUGGAAAGGCAUUACGUGCUCAGGCAACAGAGUCACAGAAAUAAAAUUGUCUGGUCUUGGACUUAGUGGGUCUUUGGGAUAUCAGCUUCAGAGUUUAACAGCAGUAUUUGCAAAACAACAAGUUCACGGGAACAUUGAUGUCCUUGCUAAUCUUCCCCUUAAAAUUCUGAAGGGAGGUAACUCAUGGAGCUCAGGCCCUGCACCCCCACCUCCACCUGGCACUCCUCAGCUAACAGGGCCAACCGAAACCACAAGUCUAGGAGGUGGAGCUAUCGCUGGAAUAGUAAUAUCAAUUUUAGUUGUCGGAGCAGUUGUAGCUUUCUUUAUUGUAAAGAGAAGGUCGAAAAGGUCAUCCGCAGAUAUAGAGAAUCUUGGCAAUCAGCCUUUUUCUCCUCUUGGUGCUAAUGAGGUGCAAGACCUCCACCUCUUGAACGACACAAAUCAUUUGAUGAAGAUGAUUUCUCAAAGAAACCUGUCGUUACCAAGAAGGCCCUAUACAACUCCAAUAAAAUGCUAUAUCAUAUUCAAUAGCAGAUCUGCAGAUGGCUACAGACAGCGAGGGGGUCCAAUUGGACGUGUCUAUCGGGCUCAGUUUGAUGAUGGAAAGGUCGUUGCUGUGAAGAAAAUAAACUCAUCUGCUCUUCCAAAUCACUUGUCUGAAGAUUUUGUGGAUAUAGUUUCAGACAUCUCUCGAUUGCAUCACCCAAAUAUAACUGAGCUGGUUGAGCAUGGACAGCAUCUCCUGGUUUACGAAUUCCAUAAACAAGGUUCUCUACAUGAGUACUUGCAUCUCAAAGAUGAAUAUAGUGAGCCAUUAACAUGGAACAGCCGUGUCAAGAUUGCCUUAGGAACUGCACGUGCUUUAGAGUAUUUGCAUGAAGUUUGUUCACCAUCAGUUGUUCAUAAAAAUAUCAAAUCUGCCAACAUACUGUUAGACAUGGAGAUGAAUCCUCACUUGUCAGACUCUGGAUUAGCAAGCUUCAUCUCAGAUGCAGAUCAGGCACUGAACCAUAACGCUGGGUCUGGCUACAGUGCUCCUGAGGUUGCCAUGUCCGGUCAAUAUAACAUGAAGAGUGAUGUCUAUAGUUUUGGAGUGGUCAUGUUGGAACUUCUAACUGGGCGAAAACCAUUUGAUAGUUCUAGACCCAGAACUGAGCAGUCAUUGGUUCGAUGGGCCACACCUCAGCUCCAUGACAUUGAUGCUUUGUCUAAGAUGGUUGAUCCAGGACUUAAAGGGCUGUACCCAAUUAAAUCUCUUUCACGGUUUGCUGAUGUCAUUGCUCUUUGCGUGCAGCCUGAGCCCGAAUUUCGCCCGCCUAUGUCAGAAGUGGUUCAGGCAUUGGUUACACUCGUUCAACGAGCAAACAUGAGUAAGAGAACAGUUGGAAAUGAGCAAGGAGAACCCAGAAAAACUGACAACUGUGAUACAAACCAUGAUUAUAUGUAUUAG